AUGUCGAAGAUCCUUGAUGACUGCCAUCCACUGACACAACAAGCAGGCCCUUGGCUACUAGAAGUCGCUGUUGCAAAUCAGAGCGGCUGCUUGGGUACUUAUAGCUACCUUGUACUUUAUCUCAUUCCAGUUGCUGGAAUUUACGACUGUCAUGUGGAGCACACAACAGAGCAAGGCCUACAUGUUGUGGAACUCCAAUGUGCGUGCUCGAAUGACUUGAGUCAGCAAACUCGAGGCAAUGUUGUCAACAAAUCGACCAUAUUGUCUCCGUCCAGCUCCACAGACACGGUGUUUGACGAUCAAUAUAAGUCAGCAUCAUUUUUUCCAAGAAACCCGCCCGAAUCCUUUAAACCGACGUCCCCCGUGGAGUCACAAUAUGAGUCCCGAGCUAUCACAGAACUAGACCCAGCCGUUGCCUAUUGUCGUUCCAAGCCAUCUAUUCAGGCGGAGCCAUCACCCGAUGAAGUCGACCCAGCCAUAGUAACAUGCGGACCUCGGCAUAGAGCCCAAAAAUUGCCAUUUAUCAUGGAAGUUGACCCGUCUAUCAUCUUUUGUGAUUUUGGACGAGUCACUUACUUCGAGGUGGAUGCCGAUCCAGAGGCAAUAAAGGUUACUUCAGUAGAUGAGAGUGGGUCAGUAAUUCAAUGCCAGGCAGGGGUCGCAGAGCUCUUGCGGCCCGCCGAAUUAGCAAAGGAUCCAGUUGUAGUUGGAUUCGCCCUUUCGCAGAAGCCACGAAGUCUCCGAACGACGAAUAAAGCAGAUGAGGACUUCUCACAGAGUUUGCCGGGCGUUUGUGAGCAAGCAUUGACUGAGCCUUCUCAUGACUGGGAAAUGAGCUGGGUCGAAGAUAAGUACGGUCUUGAUGGUAGUGUCACGUUCAAAAGGGACAUCUGGACUCCGGUAUGUCCACUUGAUGGACUUGAUCUUGCCGCGUCGGCGAAUCAAAUGAUCAGAAUACUGGGCGACGUCAAUGCAAAUGGUGUCAUAUAUGAAGAGGCUAUUGGAAAGGUUGUGGCCCCUGAGAUGAUGAAACAAUCAGCAUCCGGCUUGUCCUCCGUCGGUGAAGCGCCUUUGAUUCACGGCAACGCUUUUGUGUGCCUAGAAGUGCCUUCAGGCCCUGCAACAUCAGUUGACAUCGUGGAGGACACGAUCAUAUCCUCUUCUAAGCUAGAACAAGAUCAAGACAUGUUUGCUUCGACCUUGAACCGUGAACAACAUAGCCCUAUCCCAGAGACUUCCGAAGCUACCGUGCAGGAUGAAUAUUCGAUGCAAGAGCUAUUAAUGCCUUCUCAGGCACCUGAGCUCAACUUUCCAAAUUUAUCUGAGGACUUGCUUAGCAAUUUCUGGUGCAAGUUCAGCGACCUGUGCCAAGAGGGUUUUGAUAGCGAGACGCCAUGGGUUUACGGUAGAGACGAAGCUCAUGUGCGGCAGAUGGCGCUCGAAAGCAUGAAUAAUGCCCACAGCCAUACUUGUGGUGAGUUUAUGGAGACUCUCGACCAGCUGUUUCCGCUCUAUCUCUCCCUCUGGCAAAGGUCUCCAGAUGACGCACAAGCUCAUACACAGGCAGCUCACAUGCAAGCGAAGAGCAUUUUAGCUUGGGGGAAUGUUAUUCACCGAUGGAACACCCUCGGGAACGAAGCACUAAAACACGAUUAUUCUCGUUUUGAAUUGAAAAGUCAGAAGCCUGAGCAGGAUGCGCCUCCCAGACCUCAUCCCAUUGUUUUCCGUGAUGAGCUCACACAUCAUCAUCACAAUUUCAACGGAGAUAAGGUUGCCCUCCGCUCAAUGACUGACCCGGCGGACUCAUGUUGGGCUGCUAAGACUACCACGCUCCCAAAAUUGAAAGUCAACGACUUUCGUGAGGACGUCUCGAUUCGACGAGUGCUAGCUGCUCAGGCUUUCAAAUUCGUGGAUCCUGUUCGAUCUAGUGGAUUUGAACAAAUCGAAGACCUGCAAGGCUCUAUGUUUCGUGAUGCUGUCGUUGGAUCCGUCAAAGUUCUAUACCAACCUGGUGGUACUUGGGCGGAAGAUAUGGAUGUGAAUACUCUCAAUCGCCCUCUGGAGGCAACAGAGUCCGACGGCUGCAUUUAUGCAUGUGGCGCACAAAUAUGUCUGCACCGUCCGAUAUAUCUUGCCUCCAGGGAGAAUUGGAAUCCUCCUCGUCAAGAAGUUCGGCCGUUGACCAAUCUUAAAAAGGGUCUCCCCUUAAGAUUGAUGUGA
Messenger RNA from Bacidia gigantensis, 2220 nucleotides. RefSeq lists its product as uncharacterized. NCBI's taxonomy places the organism in Eukaryota, Fungi, Ascomycota, Lecanoromycetes, Lecanorales, Ramalinaceae. The transcript is spliced from 2 exons. The coding region runs from base 1 to 2220 and encodes 739 amino acids. The record is from RefSeq and is a predicted model, not a curated record.